This is a messenger RNA of Ochlerotatus camptorhynchus, 669 nucleotides long. Its product is annotated as calcium and integrin-binding family member 2-like. Gene Ontology annotation, molecular function: magnesium ion binding; calcium ion binding. Gene Ontology annotation, biological process: calcium ion homeostasis. The coding region runs from base 100 to 669 and encodes 189 amino acids. The record is from RefSeq and is a predicted model, not a curated record. Lineage: Eukaryota; Metazoa; Arthropoda; Insecta; Diptera; Culicidae. The transcript has 2 exons.
ACACCUCCUCUGGGAGUGUUUAGUAAAUGGAUUUGGUCGGGCACUGUCGACCUCAGCCGGGCAGUCGCAUCCUGGCAGCGAAAGUGUAAAGUACGGAUAAUGGGUAACAAAGUGGUCACUUUCACCGAUCAACAGUUGGAGGACUAUCAGGAUUGUACGUUCUUCACGCGGAAGGAGAUUUUAAGAGUGCACCAGCGCUUCCGGGAGACGAGUCCGGACUUGGUUCCGCCGGUGAUGACCGAGGGCCAGGCGACGUCCAUCCAGGUGCCGCGGGAGAGGAUCGAAAAGUCGCCGGAGUUGGUGGAAAACCCGUUCAAGACCCGGAUGUGCGAGGCCUUCUCUCGGGAUGGAGAUGGAAAUUUGACCUUUGAGGAUUUUCUGGACCUGCUUUCGGUGUUCAGCGAGCAGGCACCGCGGGAUAUUAAAGUGUUUUACGCGUUCAAAAUUUACGACUACGACCAGGACGGUUUCAUCGGCCAAUCGGACCUACUGAACGUCAUCACCGCCCUCACACGGAACGAGCUGACCCUCGAGGAGCACCAGCAAAUCGUGGAAAAGGUCAUCGAAGAAGCGGACGUUGACGGCGACGGAAAGCUGUCGUACCUGGAAUUCGAGCACGUGAUUACCCGUGCGCCGGAUUUCAUGUCCACGUUUCACAUUCGGAUCUAG